AUGGAAAUUUCAAAGGCUUAUUUGAAUAUUACUAUUACUCUUUUGUUCUUGUCUUUUGUUGUUGGUGGUCAUGGUUUUGGCUUUGAUAGGUUAUCAAAAGGGUUUGUUAUGCGAUCAGGACCAAGUAAUGGACAAUUUGAUUCUCCAUCUUCGCCAAAGUAUCCUCACAAAAGGUUAGGCUUUGUAAUGUUACCAAAAGGGUUUGUUCCACCAUCGGGGCCGAGUACCGGACGAUCCGAUUCUCCACCACCACCAAAAAUUUCUCGUAAAAAUUUAGAAUUUGUAAUGUUACCAAAAGGGUUUGUUCCACCAUCGGGGCCGAGUACCGGACGAUCCGAUUCUCCACCACCACAAAAAAUUUCUCUUAAAAAUUUAGAAUUUGUAAUGUUACCAAAAGGGUUUGUUCCACCAUCGGGGCCGAGUACCGGACGAUCCGAUUCUCCACCACUACCAAAAAUUUCUCGUAAAAAUUUAGAAUUUGUAAUGUUACCAAAAGGGUUUGUUCCACCAUCGGGACCGAGUACCGGACGAUCUGAUUCUCCACCUCCACCAAAAAUUUCUCACAAUAUUUAA
Molecule: messenger RNA, 573 nt
Organism: Vicia villosa (hairy vetch)
Lineage: Eukaryota; Viridiplantae; Streptophyta; Magnoliopsida; Fabales; Fabaceae
Exons: 1
Coding region: 1-573 (190 amino acids)
Source: RefSeq, a predicted model, not a curated record